Messenger RNA from Leptonychotes weddellii (Weddell seal), 526 nucleotides. The record is from RefSeq and is a predicted model, not a curated record. Lineage: Eukaryota; Metazoa; Chordata; Mammalia; Carnivora; Phocidae.
CAUUGCACCCGGCCCGCAGGACAAUGCCCCCACCCCACCCACCUACCCACAGGGCCCUGGCCUGCUGGGCUGUCCUCAGAACCCAGCACAGAGCCCUCGGGAGGCCCUCAACUAAUACGGGGCCGGCCCCUAGUGGGAAGCCUGUGACACCGGACUCGAAGGCAGUGCCAGUGGGAAUGGCACCGACGAGGACGGGAGCUGAUCUCUGUGGCUUCCUUUGUCCCGGCUGCAAGCGCUCCACGUCCACCCUGCAAGGUGUGAGCCAUUGCCACGCCCCCUUUACAGCCGGAGCCUUGAAUUGUCACCAGUGCAAGGGCUUCGGAGGGUGCCACCAUGCGGCCAGAUGCCCCCGGGGCUCCAACUACUGCGUCAGCAUUGGCACCCGAGACCCCUUCAGCGUCAUUGACCUGCCUCUGGUGACCAAAUCGUGCUACAGCAACUGCCCGGACAUCCUCAGCCUGGGCCUGGGCCCCAACGUGUCCCUCGUCUGCUGCCAAUACAACCUCUGCAACAUCGACUGACCCCC